AUGUUCGAUUGUUGCUCUGGCGCUAACGUUUUUGAUGACGAACAAACGUUCCUCAACCAUAAACACAUUUUGGCUGAAAAUGGCGUGAACACUGACGAGUUAAAAGGACUCGACGCCACACACUACCAGAUCUUGGAGCCAAUCACCCAGACGCGAGUCAUUGAGGUGGAGAAGGAGUACAUAGAGGAGAAAAUAGUGGAGGUCCCUGAGGUCCAGGUCGUCGACAAGUACGUCGAUGUCGAGGUCCCAGUCGUCAAGUACAAACCGGUCUACAAGAAGAAGGAGGUGGUCGUCGAGAGGGUGAAACACGUCCCCAAGAUCACCUACGAGGACAAGAUCGUGGAGGUCCCCCAGGUCCAGUACGUCGAGAAGGAGGUCGAGGUGCCAAAGUACGUCACCAAGGAGAGAAUCGUCAAGGAGCCUAAGGUCAUGGUCGUCGAGCACGUCAUCCCAGUACUCAAGGUCAAAAAGGCCGACCACGUGACCGAGAUCGAGGGCGACGCCAACUUCGAUGACAAUGACGAGGGCGACUAUUAG
Molecule: messenger RNA, 537 nt
Organism: Theileria orientalis strain Shintoku
Lineage: Eukaryota; Apicomplexa; Aconoidasida; Piroplasmida; Theileriidae
Exons: 2
Coding region: 1-537 (178 amino acids)
Source: RefSeq, a predicted model, not a curated record